AGGCAGUGCCGCGCCGAAUGGCCCGCGCCGGUUUCCAAGGUGAAGGAGGAGGAGCCUCUGAGGAAAAGUUUCCACAGAAACUUGAGCUGGGCGCAGAGAAGCACUCGCGCCCUUGGGGGCUAACGUUUGGCCGGAGCUACACACUCUUUACUCACGCACGCACACCGCCGUACACAGCACAAUCGUUCACCGUCCCGCCAAAGGCUCGUCUCUCGGGUUCUGCCUAGUGGAAGGAGUCGGACAACGCCGCACGUCACGGGCGUUUCGGAUUUCUUGCUUCCCAAAGGUUUGACGGCGGCCACCGGCGCCCCGGCCCAGCUCUGCUUUCCUUUGCUGACUCCUUCCUUGAGGUGUGAAUUUUAAAAUGCUGAUACCGCCCCAAGAGAGCUGAGUCAAGUGAGCUGUCUACCACCACUGCUGCGCUUGUGGAUGACUGCAGGAACACCGGGUACUUGCCACAAGUAUCUCUCCAGAUUCAUCAGCCUUUCACCUGUGACAAGCUCAGUCAAGAAGUGGCUCCUAAGUAAAAGCUGGGGAAGAACAAGGAAGAUAGAGCUCAGAGUAGAAAGCUGUGAAGUUCUGCACAACAGGUCCCCUUGGCCUGCUCUAACAGUUGGAAGGUGGGGGAAGCAUUCAUUUACUCAACAAAUAUAUACUGAGUGCCUUUUGCAUGCUAGGCACGCUUCUAGGGGUUGAGGACACAGCAGAGAGCACAAACAACAAUUCCAGCCCUCGUGGAGCUUACCUCUUCCACGUGGGAAAGACAGAUGGUAAAUGUAUAAGGACAAUAUAUGGACUGCUGUAUGAUUAGAAAUGCUAUGGAGAGGCUAGGAGUGCUGUCUCAUGCCUGUAAUCCCACAGUUUGGGAGGCCAAAGGAGGAGGAUCACUUGAGGCCAGAAGUUGGAGACCCAACCUGGGCAACAUAACAGGCAUGGUAGCUCAUGUGGAAGCUUCCCGAGGCCCUCACCCAGAAGCAGAUGCUGGAGCCAUGCUUGUACAGCUUGCAGAACUUAAAUCUUGCUGCUGCUCACUCUCUGGGUCUGCACUACUUUUAUGAGCUGUAACACUGUGAAGGUCUGCAGCUUCACUCCUGAAGCCAGCGAGACCAUGAACCCACCGGGAGGAACAAACAACUCCUGACGCGCCACCUUUAAGAGCCCUAACACUCACUGCAAAGGUCUGCAGCUUCGCUCCUGAAGUCAGAGAGACCACGAACCCACCGGGAGGAACAAACAACUCUGGACGCACCACCUUUAAGAGCUGUAACACUCACUGCGAAGGUCUGCGGCUUCACUCCUGAAGUCAAGCAAGACCACAAACCCACCGGAAGGAAAAAACUCCAGACACAUCUGAACAUCUGAAGGAACAAACUCCAGACGUACCAUCUGUAAGAACUGUAACACUUACCGCGAGGGUCCGCGGCUUCAUUCUUGAAGUCAGCCAGACCAAGAACCCACCGGAAGGAACCAAUUCUGGACACAGUAUGGUUGGUCCACAAGAGAGAUCGCAACGAACGAAAUAAACCAGAACAUCGUUCUUCAAGCCAAGGACCCUUGUCAUCCAUUAGAGCGGUAAUCAAGAGAUCUUCUCGGACUUCUAUUCAGAGUGAACUUCAUCGAGAUAGAAGGCGCCCAGAGAUCACCAUUGUGGCAGCUGAGCCACUGAGGCCAGCCUCGUGGUUUCCAGGAACCCCACCCCCAGGACUGGGAUUUCCUACAUCAUCUGCAGCAGGCUCUUGGAGGCCUAAUGAGCUGGUUCCUGCUGAGCUCCCACCAUCCUAUGAACAAGUUAUAAAAGAAAUCAACCAAGUUCAAGUUAAUACUACAAAUAAUAAUAAUGCUGCUGCUACUCCAAGGCACACUAUUACUUCUGCAACUCAGACUGACUUUUCAGAAGAAAUAGACAACGAUCUGCCUCAAACACUACAGGCACCUCUCAAGCCUCUUCAGCCUUUCUCAGCAGUCUCGUCUGGCAAUCUUCCAACAAAUGUGGCACCUUUAAUCGUCUUUGAUAUUUCUGAAGAACCGAAUUGUCCAGAAAACCCCAGUGCUACAAGAUGUCCAGUGCCAAAACCAAGAUCAAAAAGCAACCUCAGACCAAUACCCAGAGAUUCUCACAUUAAAGAGCAAAGUCAACAGAAAAUCAGCCCAGCAGCCAUAGGAGAGGAGUCAUCCCCAGGCCGGCCCCAGUCUCUGCUGGACAACGCUAGCACCUCAGACAGUCAGGCAGUGAUGAACAUUAUGAACACGGAACAAAGCCAAAAUAGUAUUGUUUCCAGAAUUAAAGUGUUUGAGGGUCAGACAAACAUAGAAACCUCAGGACUGCCCAAGAAACCAGAAAUUACUCCACGUUCACUUCCUCCAAAGCCUACUGUUUCCUCAGGGAAACCUUCUGUAGCUCCCAAACCAGCUGCUAACAGAGCUUCUGGAGAGUGGGACUCUGGGACUGAGAACAGACUCAAGGUGACCUCCAAGGAAGGACUCACCCCAUACCCUCCCCUGCAAGAAGCGGGAAGCAUCCCAGUAACCAAACCUGAAUUGCCAAAGAAACCAAACCCUGGCCUUAUACGAAGUGUUAAUCCUGAGAUUCCGGGAAGAGGGCCCCUGUCUGAGAGCUCUGAUAGUGGGAAGAAAGUGCCAACUCCUGCCCCGCGGCCUUUGCUGCUGAAGAAAUCUGUUUCCUCAGAAAACCCCAGCAACCCUUCAGCUCCACUGAAACCUGUCACUGUUCCUCCCCGACUCGCAGGGGCAUCACAAGCCAAAGCAUACAAGUCACUGGGAGAAGGGCCCCCAGCCAACCCCCCAGUUCCAGUUCUGCAGAGCAAGCCCUUGGUGGACAUCGAUCUCAUCAGCUUUGAUGAUGAUGUUUUGCCCACCCCAUCGGGGAACCUGGCUGAAGAAUCUGUUGGUUCAGAGAUGGUUCUAGAUCCCUUUCAGCUCCCUGCAAAAACAGAACCAAUAAAAGAACGAGCAGUUCAACCAGCACCCACCAGGAAGCCCACUGUAAUUCGAAUUCCAGCCAAACCAGGAAAAUGUUUACAUGAGGAUCCACAAAGUCCACCUCCUCUCCCUGCUGAAAAACCUAUUGGAAACACUUUCAGUACAGUAUCUGGAAAGCUCAGUAAUGUUGAGAGAACUAGAAACUUGGAAUCCAACCACCCAGGUCAAACAGGAGGUUUUGUGCGAGGACCCCCAAGGUUGCCACCGAGACCUGUGAAUGGAAAAACCAUUCCAACUCAACAGCUUCCAACCAAGGUGCCCCCUGAGAGACCACCUCCCCCAAAGCUUUCUGCAACCAGAAGAUCUAAUAAGAAACUGCCUUUUAAUCGAUCCUCUUCUGACAUGGAUCUUCAGAAAAAACAAAGUAACUUGGCAACUGGACUCUCAAAAGCCAAGAGUCAAGUUUUUAAAAAUCGAGAUCCGGUGCUACCCCCUCGUCCCAAACCAGGACACCCCCUCUACAGUAAAUACAUGCUGUCUGUGCCUCAUGGAAUUGCCAAUGAAGAUAUUGUCUCGCAAAACCCCGGAGAACUCUCUUGUAAGCGUGGGGAUGUACUUGUGAUGCUGAAGCAGACGGAAAAUAAUUACCUGGAGUGCCAAAAGGGAGAAGACACUGGCAGAGUUCACCUGUCUCAAAUGAAGAUUAUCACUCCACUUGAUGAACAUCUUAGAAGCAGACCAAACGAUCCAAGCCACGCUCAGAAGCCUGUUGACAGUGGUGCUCCUCAUGCUGUCGUUCUUCAUGAUUUCCCAGCAGAGCAAGUUGAUGAUUUGAACCUCACUUCUGGAGAAAUUGUUUAUCUUCUGGAGAAGAUAGAUACAGAUUGGUACAGAGGGAACUGUAGAAACCAGAUUGGCAUAUUUCCUGCCAACUAUGUCAAAGUGAUUAUUGAUAUCCCAGAAGGAGGAGAUGGGAAAAGAGAAUGCGUUUCAUCUCAUUGUGUUAAAGGCUCAAGAUGUGUUGCUCGGUUUGAAUAUAUUGGAGAGCAGAAGGAUGAGUUGAGUUUCUCAGAGGGAGAAAUUAUUAUUCUUAAAGAGUAUGUGAAUGAGGAAUGGGCCAGAGGAGAAGUUCGAGGCAGAACUGGGAUUUUCCCCCUGAACUUUGUGGAGCCUGUUGAGGAUUAUCCCACCUCUGGUGCAAAUGUUUUAAGCACAAAGGUACCACUGAAAACCAAAAAAGAAGAUUCUGGCUCAAACUCUCAGGUUAACAGUCUUUCGGCAGAAUGGUGUGAAGCUCUUCACAGUUUUACAGCAGAGACCAGUGAUGACUUAUCAUUCAAGAGGGGAGACCGGAUCCAGAUUCUGGAACGUCUGGAUUCUGACUGGUGCAGGGGCAGACUGCAGGACAGGGAGGGGAUCUUCCCAGCAGUGUUUGUGAGGCCCUGCCCAGCUGAGGCAAAAAGUAUGUUGGCCAUAGUACCGAAGGGGAGGAAGGCCAAAGCCUUAUAUGAUUUCCGAGGGGAGAAUGAAGAUGAACUUUCCUUCAAGGCUGGAGAUAUAAUAACAGAGCUGGAAUCUGUAGAUGAUGACUGGAUGAGUGGAGAACUUAUGGGAAAAUCUGGAAUAUUUCCCAAAAACUACAUACAGUUUCUACACAUCAGCUAGAGGAGAAGCUUGACUGUGUUCCUUGGCACAAGAACUCACUUGAACUAUCACCUUGACUAUCAGAUAUGUUUUUGCACUAUUUUUUUUUAACUGAAAAAGAAAUAUCUAAGCUGUACAUGGUACACUAGAAUUUUCUGAAAGCAGAAAACGUUCAGAUUUUGUAGUUAAUUUUCAUUACAAUAGAAACAUGCACAUGGAAACCCAUGAGCUAGGAUUCUACCGAGGAAAACAUCUAGUGGGAUUAGCAAGGUGAAGGGAAAGCAUCUGGUGGCAUGGCAGCAUGGGGAGGCUCACACGCAGAAGUUGCACGUGGACAUCCGUUUUAAUCAGCACAAGUGAAUUAACCAUGCUUCUUCAUUUUUUUACUUUAGUUAAAAAAGAGGACAUUUAAUAUUCUACAUCCUGUAACUAUCAGGACAUGGUUAGCAAUCUCAAUUUCAUUUUUGAUAUUCAAAUUAAUUCUUACAGCUUGAGCGUAUCAGCCUUAUUACCAGAGCAAAUCCUUCCUUCAGAUGGGAUAGUUUACCGACUAGUUGGAACAUUUGUAAGCACAUGGUGAAAUCAGCCCCUGCCCACUAAAAUAAUCUUUAUGUUACCAAGUGAUUCCCAUUUGUCUAAGGAUUUGAAGGGGGUCUAAAUUGGAUGUAUCUUACUUAGUCUAAAGAACCAAAAGCAUCCCUGAAAUGCCUUGCUAAUACAACUAAUCCUUCCAUAUAUGUGCCAUACUUACUUUUUUCCUCAGUGUAUACUUUAUGUUAACAGGGUUAUUACAAAGCACAUUUUCUGAAUCUGCAAUCAUUCCUUUGACAAUUACUGGACCCAAAGGAAAAUUCAUUUUCUUUGCAUUAUUCCAGUAAUAUAUAAAAACUGUGUCUUGUUAUAGUAGUACAUUAUGAAUCACAUAUAAAAUCUUACAAUACAGAACAACUGUUAAGAUGGAAAACAGUGCCAAACCUCCACAGCUCAUUUCUUUGUAAUAUAAUCAGAAUGAAAAAUAAUUUAAGAGGAGAGAAGACUGGUACUUUUUUGUUUUAUUUUUUCUCUAGCUUAUCCCUGCACAAUUAUUAGAGUGAAUGAAAAACCACUUUCCUGCUUUCCAUUGUUAUAAAUUCUAAGCUUAAGAUAAAAGUGGUUCUUUACAUGACUGAAUCAAUUACAAUUUAUGGGCUAGAGCCAAAUAGGUUGAAGACAAUCGUCCAAACAGAUCAAUGGAAUAGAAUUUCAUUGGAAAUGUAAAACACUUUCCCAACAAUGGUCAUGACUUUCUUCUGUUUUUGAGAAGAGUUUCAUAUGCUGGACCACAUUUUAGCUUUUAUUGUUUUUUUUUUUCCCAUUGUCCAAAAAGUUAGGCAACAAGUGGCCACACUUUUACGUGACUACAACCUGGAGUUCUGCAAAGAAGGUAAUAUUUACUUGGUCUUUGACUAAAGUUAUCUCCCCAUUCUAUGGUUACAUUUUAUUUUGGACUAUGGGGACUUCUAAUAUGUUUUGGUAAAGAAGAGAGUAUAAAGAAAAUUCUUGUCAAAUUUCACUCAAAAGUAAUUUCAUGAGAAAUCAAUGAUUUAAAGCAUUAUCCAAAUUAAAUUAUCAUUUGCAGCAAACUGUACAACAGCAGGAAGGAUAUGGAAUGGAACAUGAGUUAUAUAUCUUUGCCUUUAUAAUUUUAACAUCUUAUAUUGAAGAUUCUGAAAACCUAUCUUUAUUAGAGGAAAAUCUCAAUCUUCAGUUUUGGCCUUCUGUCAGCAGAAUGAUAAGUGCAAUAGUUGUAAAUCUACUUGACACUGUAAUAAACUGAACUGAACUUUCAAA
Molecule: messenger RNA, 6414 nt
Organism: Pan troglodytes (chimpanzee)
Lineage: Eukaryota; Metazoa; Chordata; Mammalia; Primates; Hominidae
Gene: SH3D19
Product: SH3 domain containing 19
Exons: 24
Coding region: 2233-4605 (790 amino acids)
Molecular function (GO): protein binding
Source: RefSeq, a predicted model, not a curated record